Molecule: messenger RNA, 2539 nt
Organism: Conger conger (European conger)
Lineage: Eukaryota; Metazoa; Chordata; Actinopteri; Anguilliformes; Congridae
Product: threonine--tRNA ligase 1, cytoplasmic-like
Exons: 19
Coding region: 55-2472 (805 amino acids)
Biological process (GO): threonyl-tRNA aminoacylation
Cellular component (GO): cytoplasm
Molecular function (GO): ATP binding; threonine-tRNA ligase activity
Source: RefSeq, a predicted model, not a curated record
UUCAAGGGAAUCCCAGAUCCCUCUUGCUUUAACAAGGAUUGCCGGGAUUUAAAGAUGGCGGAGUGUAUGGCCGCACGCUUGGGCGCUCAGGAAGAGCAGAUAUGUUUGCUCAGCAGCGAGAUCAGCCGGCUACGGGAUAGCCUGUGUGGCGACCUUGGGGCGCUCGCCAGUUUCGCCAGCACUACGGAACUGGAGAGCCUACGGAGUGAGAAUGACAAGCUCAAAUAUAGGAUAUUGCAUCUGCGCCGGGGUCUGCAGGCGGAGCUGGACCUGGAAAAGCAGGGCCGAGAGGUAGCCGCAAAGCAAUGCUUGGUGAAGGAAAACGCCAAGAUCACCCAUGGCCAUUCUCACCCUGCAGCGUCCGAGUCUAAGCAAGUAGACAAGAACAAGAAAAAGGAGAAGCCAGAGAAGUCCAAAGGAGAUGGUGGUGUGGGAGAGAUUAGGCCCUGGCCUGCCUACGUGACAGACAGGCUCCAACUGUAUGAAGAACUCAAGAAAGAGAGCGAUGCCCUGCUCUCCAAGCGUGCGGCAGAAAGUCACCCCAUCUCUGUGGCUCUGCCAGACGGGAGGACCGUGGACGCCAAGGCGUGGGUUACGACCCCCUACCAGCUGGCCUGUGGCAUCAGUCAGGGCCUGGCUGACAACGCCGUCAUCGCCCGGGUGGAUGGGGAAAUGUGGGACCUGGACAGGCCAUUGGAGAAGGACUGCUCCCUGGAGGUGCUGCGUUUCGACAACGAGGACGCCCAGGCGGUGUACUGGCACUCCAGUGCCCACAUCCUCGGAGAGGCCAUGGAGCGUUUCUAUGGUGGCUGUCUGUGCUAUGGGCCGCCCAUCGAGAACGGCUUUUAUUACGACAUGUACCUGGAAGGGACGCGGGGUGUGUCGAGCACUGAAUUUGGGGACCUGGAGACGCUCUGUAAGUCGGUAAUGAAGGACAAGCAGCCAUUUGAGAGACUGGAGAUCAGCAAGGAGACACUGUUACAGAUGUUUAAGUAUAACAAGUUCAAAUGUCGGAUUUUGAACGAGAAAGUUACCACACCCACUACUACAGUCUACAGAUGUGGGCCCCUAAUUGACCUGUGUAGAGGGCCACACGUCAGACACACCGGCAAGAUCAAAGCCAUGAAGAUCUACAAGAACUCGUCCACGUACUGGGAGGGGCGCUCGGACAUGGAGACGCUGCAGCGCGUCUACGGGAUCUCCUUCCCCGACUCCAAGAUGCUGAAGGAGUGGGAGCGCUUCCAGGAGGAGGCCAAGAACCGCGACCACCGCAAGAUCGGAAAGGAGCAAGAGCUGUUCUUCUUCCACGACCUGAGCCCUGGGAGCUGCUUCUUUCUGCCACGCGGGGCCUUUCUGUACAACACCCUCACUGAAUUCAUCAGGGAAGAGUACGGUCGGCGGGGGUUCCAGGAGGUCGCCUCUCCAAACAUCUACAACAGCAAGCUGUGGGAGACCUCGGGCCACUGGCAGCACUACAGCGAGAACAUGUUCUCCUUUCCUGUGGAGCAGGACAUCUUUGCCCUCAAGCCGAUGAACUGCCCGGGACACUGUUUGAUGUUCAACUACCGGCCGCGGUCCUGGCGUGAGCUGCCACUGAGGCUUGCCGAUUUCGGGGUGCUGCACCGGAACGAGCUGUCGGGAGCGCUCACCGGCCUCACCAGGGUGCGGCGUUUCCAGCAGGAUGACGCCCACAUCUUCUGCACCAUGGAGCAGAUCGAGUCGGAGAUGAAGGGCUGCCUGGAUUUCCUGCGCUGCGUCUACGCCGUGUUCGGCUUCUCCUUCCAGCUCCACCUCUCCACCCGUCCUGAGAAGUACUUGGGUGACGUGGCCAUCUGGAACCAAGCUGAGAAGCAAUUGGAGAACAGCCUGAAUGAGUUUGGGGAGCCAUGGAAGCUCAACCCUGGAGAUGGUGCCUUUUACGGGCCCAAGAUUGACAUUAAGAUCAAAGAUGCCAUCGGGCGAUAUCAUCAGUGCGCCACCAUCCAGCUCGACUUCCAGCUGCCCAUCCGCUUCAACCUGACCUAUGUGGGGAAGGACGGAGACGAUAAAGUGCGUCCGGUCAUCAUCCACCGUGCGAUCCUGGGCUCUGUGGAGAGGAUGAUCGCCAUUCUGACGGAGAAUUACGCUGGGAAGUGGCCUCUCUGGCUGUCUCCCCGACAGGUGAUGCUGGUCCCUGUCAACCCAACAUGUGAGGAGUAUGCCAAAAAGGUCUGUAAGCAGUUUGUGGAAGCUGGCUUCAUGGCCGAUGCUGACCUUGACUCCAGCUGUCUUCUCAACAAGAAGAUCCGUAAUGCACAACUGGCCCAGUACAACUUCAUCUUGGUGGUGGGUGAGAAGGAGAAGAUGACUAACGGCGUUAACGUGCGUACCAGAGACAAUAAGGUCCACGGGGAGCUGUCCGUGGCGGAGGUGCUCGCCAGACUGACCCUGUUGAGUCAGUCCCGUUGCCGGAGUGCCGAGGAGGAGUUCUGAGGAGGAGUUCUGAAGAGGAGCGUCUGGACGGCCAGCCGGGCCAUUGAGCGUGCCUUUGGUCAUGUGU